Molecule: messenger RNA, 1356 nt
Organism: Larimichthys crocea (large yellow croaker)
Lineage: Eukaryota; Metazoa; Chordata; Actinopteri; Sciaenidae
Gene: txndc15
Product: thioredoxin domain containing 15
Exons: 6
Coding region: 131-1186 (351 amino acids)
Biological process (GO): cilium assembly
Cellular component (GO): cilium
Source: RefSeq, a predicted model, not a curated record
AGUGUAUCGUUUAUUUUCUUCCGCCACACCUCGAAACGUUGUUUCCUAUGAGCCGAACAUUACGACCUCACAUCUCAACAUGUGAGGAAAAACGCUCAUAUUUGUAUCUAGAUACAUUUAAAAAAAAAACAUGACGGGGAUUUGUAAGAAACCUUACAUCUCGUAUGUUUUAUUAUUCAUGUUGUGUCAUUCUGAUGUUUUGAGGUUUUCGUCUGUAGCGGCACAAGAGAAUGAUGAGUCACUGGAGCUCAUACUGUCAGAGGAUACAUUGCCCGACUUGGAGAACAGUCCAAAGUUUGUGGAGUCAGAGGACCUGGACUCUCUGCCCAAGAGGCAGUUCAAGACAGCUGAGAUUGCAGAUGCUGUGAUGGGAACCGAAGCUCCCAUUGAUCCAUCUGACAUCGAGUCCCUCUUCCCCAAAAAUGUGAAAGACUUCCAGUCAGGUUUCUCCCCGCCUUGUGAUGAGAACAGUGCGCAGUGUGGUUCGCCUGCCCUGACUACACAAGGAGCAUCACUGGACGAGAAGAGCCUUGAACCGUCACAGCAGGUCACUCUUGACAUAGUGCAUGCUGACAUCACACCAAGUGAGGAGCUGAAUGCCACAGAGAGUGCCAAGACGUACAAGGUGAACUGUGAUAAGAGGAACAUCACAGGAAUGGACAGUUUCACUGUGCAGGUCCUCAACGCUUCACAGGACCUGAUGGACUUCCUGAAUGCAAACAGCACAGAGUGCUCUGUGGUGCUGUUCUUCACCGCGUGGUGCCAGUUCUCCGCCAGCCUGGCACCUCACUUCAACGCCCUGCCCAGAGUCUUUCCCAGCAUGCACUUCCUGGCACUUGAUGCUUCGCAGCACAGCAGCCUCUCCACAAGGUUUGGGACUGUGGCAGUGCCCAACAUCCUGCUGUUCCAGGGGGCCAAACCCAUGGCUCGCUUUAACCACACUGACAGAACACUGGAGAUGCUCACCUCCUUUAUCGCUAACCAGACAGGGUUUGAAGCAGGCUCCGAUAGAAACGUGAUGGAUGCAGACCGUCUUGGUCCCCUCCCCAGCGUCCCGGUGAAGAGCAUCGACUGGCUGCUGGUCUUCUCUGUCCUCUUCAUCACAGGCUUCACUACGUAUGCCAUCCUGCGAACAGACAGCAUCCGCUGGCUCAUACCGGGACAGGAGCAUGAGCAUCAGGACUGAUAACACACAAAUACACACACACACACACACACACACAGACUGCAAGUCAUUGGAUGUGAAUGAUAAACAACUUUGUUUGCUAUUAAAAGUAACAUUUGUGAAUUUGGUUAUGUUUCAAGUGUUUGAUGAAUAAAAUUAAUUUAUGUGUGCCAUUGCUAUUUUUUAAUAAA